CAACAUUUGUCAAGUUCACGUGCACAAUUCUCAUUUAAGAAUUCGGUUGAUUAAAUAAAAUAAUUAUUAUAAUAAAUAUAGCGUUAUGGCGAGGAAAAGGAAAUUAGAUAGUCAAGUUAAAGACUUUAAGCAACAAAAGUCUACUCCCGUAGAGGUUAUAGCAGAAGAUGUAACCAACCACCCGCUCUGUCUUCAUGGACCAACUUUGUUGUUUUCAUCAGAAAAAGGCCGCUUUUUCUCUUGUUCAUUAUGUCGCAAGAAACAAGACUGUACUGUGCACAUUGACGAAGAUGAUUGGAAAAAAGAGAACGUUCGCAAACUGAAUGAGAAAUACUACAAUUUGAUUCCAAAACUUGAUAAAGCGACUGCGUGGAAAAAUUUCAAUGAGAUCAAAUUGAAGCAUGCAACAAGCAGAGCAUAUUGUGACACUUGUAAAGAACUUUACAUCGUGGCACAGAGCAAGAAACAUUUGAAAGAUCAUAAAGUCAUCAUGUCAUUAACGGAUGAGCAACUUGCGAAUCCUACAACAUGGCUGCCACCACUUGAAAACGAUCAGAGGGAAGCACAGUACUUGUUUUCUAAGAAAGCAGUUAGUACAGUACUAGGGAUAUUGAAAAACAAUAACAUCAGAAAUAUACUAUGUGUGGGCACCCCUUCUAUACAUGAAGCUGCAAAAGCGCAUCCUGACUUUGAUUCUUUACUCCUUGACUAUGAUACCCGCCACCAUCUCUUCAACCCACCUAAUAAGUUCCUUUGGUACAACAUGUUUAAUGAUUAUUUGUUUAAUGGUAAUGAAGAUGAGAAAAUCUUGAAGAAGUUCUUCAAAAGUUCCAAGGAUAAAGGGCUCUGCAUUGUGAUAGACCCUCCGUUUGGUGGCAGAGUUGAGCCAUUAGUUCAGACCAUCAAAGAUUUAUCUGCAAGUUAUAGAAAGGUUUGUGAAGGGGAAGGUUUAUUGCCAGUUAUUUGGGCCUUCCCCUAUUUCUCUGAACCUUACAUACGAAAUAUUGCACCGGAAAUCAAGAUGCAUGAUUACCAGGUGGAAUAUCAAAACCAUAAGAAAUUCCAAAAAGGAGGUCGGAAAGUAGGCUCCCCUGUACGUUUCUUCACAAACCUACCAUUCAUUACUAUUGACCUAUCUAACGAUAGUAACUACAAGCAUUGUGAUAAAUGUAAAUACUGGGUGUCAGUGACCAAUGCACAUUGUAAUAAAUGCAAGGAGUGCACCAGUAAAGAUGGUACAACAUACAAGCACUGUAACAUCUGUAGACGUUGUGUCAAACCAACGUACGAGCAUUGCAAAACUUGUGGGCGAUGUUGCCAUGUUAAACACGAAUGUGGAACUGUGGUAGAAUCACAGUCUUGCUAUAAAUGUAAUGAGAAGGGUCACAAGCAAUCUCAAUGUCCACAAGCCGAAGACAAGAUGGAAAAAAAGAAAAAACGGAAAAAUGCAUAA
This is a messenger RNA of Papilio machaon (common yellow swallowtail), 1453 nucleotides long. Its product is annotated as rRNA N6-adenosine-methyltransferase ZCCHC4. Gene Ontology annotation, cellular component: nucleolus; cytoplasm. NCBI's taxonomy places the organism in Eukaryota, Metazoa, Arthropoda, Insecta, Lepidoptera, Papilionidae. The record is from RefSeq and is a predicted model, not a curated record. Gene Ontology annotation, molecular function: nucleic acid binding; zinc ion binding; rRNA (adenine-N6-)-methyltransferase activity. The coding region runs from base 86 to 1453 and encodes 455 amino acids. The transcript has 6 exons. Gene Ontology annotation, biological process: rRNA methylation.